Messenger RNA from Paramecium pentaurelia, 300 nucleotides. Lineage: Eukaryota; Ciliophora; Oligohymenophorea; Peniculida; Parameciidae. The record is from the annotation of a GenBank genome assembly.
AUGAUGAUGAUCUAAGUUUCAUAAUGUCUUGGAGAUAUUGAAAAUGAAAUUGUUGAUAUUCUUGAUUUUCAAGAGAGAUCCUCUCAUUAUGAUAUACUUAAACAAAAUUUACCUAAAAUUAGACACGAUAUGUUUCAUUAAGAAAUUGUCAAAAAAGAAAAGAAUCACUCUAUUAGUUUUAGAGAUGAAGUUAAAUCAAAUUAUGGAUUAGUUGAUAUUAUAAUAGUAGAAAAUUGGAAAGAUUAUAAUAUUAUAUCAGAAGAUGAUAUUAGAGACAACUGUUCUUGUAAUAUCUUAUGA